Messenger RNA from Prorocentrum cordatum, 875 nucleotides. NCBI's taxonomy places the organism in Eukaryota, Dinophyceae, Prorocentrales, Prorocentraceae. The record is from the annotation of a GenBank genome assembly.
CAAAGAACGCUCGGCAGAAAUUGCGAGUGAGCUCCGCUUUGAGGUCUGGACUUCCUCACGGGCCUCGCCACGACCCACCCCGCUCCGUGCAAGGAAAACUUAAUGGCGAAAACUGAAGACCCUUCCCUCCUCGGAGCUUCCACGGGCCGCCACCUGGCCAGCGCAAGAGAUGGCGGCACGCCCCCUUCUCGUGAGGGGGGCGCCGGGGCGCGACUCGUGCUGGAUGAGACGACCUGCUCCCACGGGGCUGCGCACCACGCCGGCGCUGGCACCGAGGAGAGCUAUGAUCGCACGCGCACGCGUGCCGAGCAGACGCUCGCAGGAACGACGGAGACCUCCGCCACCGAGAAUCCAUCGGGGGGGCCGUGGCCGACCCUGGACCCGACAGUUAUUCCACAUGCGACAGCGCCCGCUGCCAGCCGCACGAUGCGCGCCCGCGCCGUCUGGGAACCGGGCACUCCUAUAGGCAUCCCCCAAACGGCGCUGGCGCGAGUCGUGACGUGACCGGCCCCCCCCUGUCAUGCCCGCUCUCGCCAAGAGGUGAAAACAAAUCUCCUGGACGGUGGCAGGCCCGAGCGUCACCCAGUGUCACACGACGCCCCACGAUCCCGCCCUCUCUUCCUGCGGCAGUGGGGGGAGGCGAGGAGGCGAGGCAGCGCAGCUGCGCGAUACCGAGCGCAACUCUUCAGGCCCCCCCGCGGCGCGCCACAACGAAGGCGGCACGGCGAAGGCGGCGGCACUGCCGGGGAGGCCUUCCGAGAAGGCUUCCCUCGGUGAAGGACAAGCGCAUGAGCAGCAACGCUCGGGGCUCGCACGAGAAAAGGUCUCAUAAGAAGAAACACACCAUGAAGAUACACUUUUGGCGCUCCGAGCGG